This is a messenger RNA of Nematostella vectensis (starlet sea anemone), 2119 nucleotides long. RefSeq names its product beta-1,3-galactosyltransferase 5. The record is from RefSeq and is a predicted model, not a curated record. The transcript has 2 exons. Lineage: Eukaryota; Metazoa; Cnidaria; Anthozoa; Actiniaria; Edwardsiidae. Gene Ontology annotation, molecular function: hexosyltransferase activity. Gene Ontology annotation, cellular component: membrane. The coding region runs from base 154 to 1452 and encodes 432 amino acids.
GCCAUAGCACUACGACCAACCGGUAUGCACGGAUGCGUAAGUUUUCAAUGAUGCAGAAAAUACAAUUCGAUAAGAGAAUGCGCUAUUGACAAAAGGAUUUUGAAGUAAUGAUGCAGUCUAACUCGGGAUUGCAUAUCGUACAAAAAGUUAUCGAUGCCGUCGAAAAGAUUCAAGGCAAAGGUUCUCUUGCCGGGUGCAUGUAUACUUUUGUUAAGUAGUAUCUAUUAUAUGUCUGAAGAUUCCAAAAUAAUAUAUCGUGAUGAGAAAGAAAAGAUACAAGCGCUGAGGAGGAACGAGAACUUGCAAGGUCCUUCAUCUGAAUCAAGAUUCUCCCAUCACACAACUCGCAAAAACAAACCCAUACAACAAGAUAUACAAGUCGACAGGGUCCCCUCUAGCCUUGUUGCUAUUGAGAGGAGUUACCAGUCGGCAUUGCAAAACUUUCGUACAAAUUUGCAUUCAUUGAAACUGGCAGCAAAUAAAGAUCAUGAUGUAAUCAGGACUUUAGCUGAGUGCGAACGAAAGCCAUUCCUUUUGAUUCUAGUACACACAAAGCCGGGGUCUUUCGCCAGAAGGGAAGCUAUCAGACAGUCAUGGGGAAGACCUGACAGGAAUUUCAACCAGAUGCAUAAUGUUAAUAAUAGGUCUUGGAAAACAGUGUUCCUGAUUGGGAAAAGCCGUAACAAAUUCAUCCAAUCAGCACUCGCGGAGGAAUCCAAGAGAUCACGUGAUGUAAUAUUUGGCUCUUUCGAGGAAUCAUAUCCAAAUCUGUACAAGAAAAUGGUUCUUGGAAUAGAGUGGCCGCAAAACAACUGUCCAGCGGACUACAUCCUGAAGACGGAUGACGAUUGCUACGUGAGCGUGCAAGCGUUAAUCACGUGGUUGGACUCUUAUCACGUGAUCAAUGCGUCACAACCCCUCUAUACUGGAAAUCUAGCACUCCACAGCAAAGCCAUCCGGGACUCAUCUCAUCGCAAUUAUUUAUCACGUGACCAGUAUCCCGAAGAGGAGUUCCCGGCGUACAUCUCGGGCGGGGGCUACCUCUUCAGCGGUUUUCUCCUACCGCGGCUCAUCUCUGGGUCUAAGCGCGUCAAAAUGUUUCCGGUGGAGGACGCUUGUUUCGGGACUAUUAUGAACGAAAUACGGGUCCGCCCAACCGCCGAUUUGCGAUUUCUUCCCUUUAUAUUUUGUGGGUUUGAUAGGAGUGGUGUGUACAGGCCAGUGUACGCGUUGUAUAGACCGUUGUGCGAACUUCUUGGACCGUUCGUUAUUCACGGGCUGCGACCCGAAGGUCAAAUAACCUUACAUUACAACGUGCGAAUCAUGACUGCUGUAUCGUCAAUAUGCAGUCAGUAUCAAAGGAACGCGUGGCUUAGGGCUAGACGUAGGUGCGUUGUUCCGAAACAACAGCGCGUGUCGGCAUUAUUAGCUAAAGCACGCAAUGUAGCUUAGCCAGAUAGCAAUUCUUCAGUUUGCAAACCAUUUUGGACGUGAGGCGCUAUGGCCAUGUUACAAUAGGCAAUUUUUCCGGGUCAUGUAGAAGCUAUCAUCCCUAUUGGAUUGUUGCAACACAGACGAAGAACGAGAAUACAAUAGAACAGAUCUUAGCCAAACGUGGCAGGCCUUACGAACGCGCUUCUACACUUUUAAUUUUUCCUGCAACUUCCACAGCCCAAUGACGGUAAAACAUUUUGCAGAUUGCAGAGGAAGGAUAUACGGUCGCAUUUUUUUGCAACUUAUAUUGAAAUCAGAGCCAACAUAGCGGACUAACCGUUAGACAGAGCGAUAGACAAAAUUUCAUAAUAAAACUCUGAAUGCGUCCUUUAAAACCCAGAUAACUUCCUCAUCUUUCUCAACUUGUUUGUUUCUACCUUUGCUAGUUUAUAUGGAACCAAACAUUCGAUUUCGAUAAGAAAAUCCGAUACGUCUUGACAGCUCGACGGCUGAGCGACAACUGAAGGUGUCGCUGCCCUGGGCACGCUCCUUUUAUAGCGCGGUUUCGCGUUUCAAUGGUUUUGCAGGUUGUAUUGCUAGUUGAUUUCGGAUUGAUGAGGCAAAUAAUAAAUCUAUUAUAAUAAAAUACUGGACAACUAUAAAAUAAAAACAUUUUGAUUGCGAA